Herpailurus yagouaroundi (jaguarundi) is the source of this 2853-nucleotide messenger RNA. It is a transcript of the gene IFT80, whose product is annotated as intraflagellar transport 80. The record is from RefSeq and is a predicted model, not a curated record. The transcript is spliced from 20 exons. NCBI's taxonomy places the organism in Eukaryota, Metazoa, Chordata, Mammalia, Carnivora, Felidae. Gene Ontology annotation, cellular component: intraciliary transport particle B; centrosome; cilium. Gene Ontology annotation, molecular function: protein binding. Gene Ontology annotation, biological process: cilium assembly. Bases 179 to 2512 code for a protein of 777 amino acids.
UGGUAGUAUCGCGAGAAGAAGGAGUGUGCGUAGCGCUUAGAAAUCACUAUGGUGACAGGGAGGUUGGGAGGCUUCUUGGUAACUGGUCCCAGCUCUGUGGGAAUAAUCGCCACUGCUUUCCUGCAACUAAAGUGAAUGCAAUCAAGUGGCAUUUUAAAAUUCUGCUGAAAGUGGAGACAUGAGACUGAAGAUAUCUCUUUUAAAAGAACCAAAACAUCAAGAAUUAGUCAGCUGUGUGGGCUGGACUACUGCUGAAGAACUGUAUUCAUGUAGUGAUGACCACCAGAUAGUGAAGUGGAACUUGUUAACAAGUGAAACAAGUCAGAUAGUAAAGCUUCCUGAUGAUAUUUACCCAAUAGAUCUUCACUGGUUUCCAAAAAGUUUAGGCAUAAAGAAGCAAACUCAAGCAGAAAGCUUUGUCCUUACAAGUUCUGAUGGUAAAUUUCAUCUGAUUUCUAAGUUAGGAAGAGUGGAAAAAAGUGUAGAAGCUCACUGUGGAGCAGUUCUUGCAGGAAGAUGGAAUUAUGAAGGAACAGCAUUAGUUACAGCUGGAGAAGAUGGACAAAUAAAAAUCUGGUCAAAGACUGGGAUGCUAAGAUCAACUUUAGCUCAGCAAGGAACACCAGUAUAUUCAGUAGUGUGGGGCCCUGAUUCAGAAAAGGUUCUUUACACAGCAGGCAAGCAGCUGAUCAUUAAACCUCUUCAACCAAAUGCUAAAGUUUUACAGUGGAAAGCUCAUGAUGGCAUUAUUUUAAAAGUAGAUUGGAACUCUGUCAAUGAUCUAAUUUUAUCUGCUGGUGAGGAUUGUAAAUAUAAGGUAUGGGAUAGUUAUGGCCGUCCUCUGUACAAUUCACAACCUCAUGAGCAUCCUAUUACCUCAGUUGCCUGGGCUCCAGAUGGAGAAUUAUUUGCUGUUGGAUCGUUUCAUACUUUACGCUUGUGUGAUAAAACUGGGUGGUCAUAUGCUUUGGAAAAGCCCAACACCGGCAGUAUAUUUAACAUCGCGUGGUCAAUUGAUGGCACUCAGAUCGCUGGAGCCUGUGGAAAUGGGCAUGUUGUUUUUGCACAUGUGGUGGAGCAGCGUUGGGAGUGGAAAAAUUUUCAAGUAACAUUAACUAAACGAAGGACCAUGCAGGUUCGUAACGUUCUUAAUGAUGCAGUGGAUUUACUGGAAUUCCGUGAUAGAGUCAUUAAAGCAUCUUUGAACUAUGCACACUUAGUUGUUUCAACAUCUCUUCAAUGUUAUGUGUUCUCUACGAAGAACUGGAAUACACCUCUUAUAUUUGAUCUAAAAGAAGGAACUGUUAGUUUAAUUCUGCAGGCAGAAAGACAUUUUCUUCUUGUAGAUGGUGGUGGUAUCUAUUUAUAUUCUUAUGAAGGCCGGUUCAUUUCUUCUCCAAAAUUUCCUGGAAUGAGAACAGAUAUUCUGAAUGCACAGACUGUAUCUCUGAGUAAUGAUACCAUAGCAAUAAAAGACAAAGCUGAUGAAAAAAUAAUCUUCCUUUUUGAGGCAUCAACUGGAAAACCAUUAGGUGACGGGAAGCUUCUUUCUCAUAAGAAUGAAAUUUUGGAAAUUGCUCUGGAUCAAAAAGGACUUACCAAUGACAGAAAAAUUGCCUUCAUUGAUAAAAAUAGAGAUCUCUAUAUCACCUCAGUGAAACGAUUUGGGAAGGAAGAACAAAUUAUCAAACUUGGAACAAUGGUGCAUACUUUGGCAUGGAGUGAUACAUGCAAUAUCCUUUGUGGACUUCAGGAUACUCGAUUUACAGUGUGGUACUACCCCAAUACAGUUUAUGUCGACAGAGACAUUUUGCCUAAAACAUUAUAUGAAAGGGAUGCAAGUGAAUUUAGUAAAAAUCCCCAUAUUGUGAGUUUUGUUGGAAAUCAGGUAACUAUAAGAAGAGCUGAUGGCUCACUGAUUCACAUCAGCAUAUCACCAUAUCCUGGUAUUCUCCAUGAAUAUGUAAGCAGUUCAAAAUGGGAAGAUGGUGUAAGACUUUGUCGUUUUGUUAAGGAGCAAACCAUGUGGGCUUGCCUAGCUGCUAUGGCAGUUGCUAAUAGAGAUAUGACUACCGCAGAAAUAGCCUAUGCAGCAAUUGGUGAAAUUGAUAAGGUUCAGUACAUCAAUUCUAUAAAAGAUCUUCCAUCUAAAGAAUCAAAAAUGGCUCACAUACUAAUGUUUAGUGGGAACAUACAGGAGGCUGAAAUGGUACUUCUUCAGGCUGGCCUUGUUUAUCAAGCGAUCCAGAUCAAUAUUAAUCUCUAUAACUGGGAAAGGGCACUUGAAUUGGCUGUAAAAUAUAAAACACACGUUGAUACAGUUCUUGCUUACCGGCAAAAGUUUUUGGAGACAUUUGGUAAACAGGAAACUAAUAAACGGUAUUUGCAGUAUGCAGAAGGUCUCCAAAUAGAUUGGGAGAAAAUCAAAGCCAAAAUUGAGAUGGAAAUUACCAAAGAACGAGAGCAAUCAUCAAGCAGCCAGUCCAGCAAGCAUAUAGGUCUAAAGCACUAAUCCUUGCUUACCAUUAAGAAAUUUUACCUUUUGAAACAUUCUGAUUAACCAAGGAUAAUUGUAUUUUUAUUGCUAAAGAAAAAGGCAGAAUCUUUAAGUAUAAGUACUUGCUGUGUAUUUACCACUAAAAAUACAUUCAGAAAGACUAAGCACAAAAUAAUUGAUGCAGUUUCAUCUUUUAUAUAGUUUAGUCCAAUAAUUAGCAAAAUAUUCUCAUAUACUUAUGAUACACCUAUGUAGUAUUGCUUACAUUCCAGUUUUUGUCCAUUAUUUUAUCCCUGAAUCAUCAGCAUGAACAAAUAUUAAUGCUCAUAAUAAAACAUUGGACCCUUUAAAAUGUA